Messenger RNA from Pundamilia nyererei, 708 nucleotides. Its product is annotated as cyclin-dependent kinases regulatory subunit 2. Gene Ontology annotation, molecular function: cyclin-dependent protein serine/threonine kinase regulator activity. The record is from RefSeq and is a predicted model, not a curated record. The transcript is spliced from 4 exons. Bases 75 to 494 code for a protein of 139 amino acids. Lineage: Eukaryota; Metazoa; Chordata; Actinopteri; Cichliformes; Cichlidae.
UUGUUGUUAUUCUACAACCCCAGUUUCUCGUAAAACUUUUCUAAUAAUUAACCUGAUUUUUUUUUUCUGUAAAUAUGUCUCGGAACCAGAUCUACUAUUCCAACAGGUACAAUGACGACCACUACGAGUACAGACAUGUUGUUCUGCCUCGGGAGAUGACUAAAUAUAUCCCAAAAUCCCACCUGAUGUCUGAAGACGAGUGGAGACAGCUGGGAGUGCAACAGUCCCAGGGAUGGAUCCACUAUAUGAUACAUGAACCAGUUCAUUUAAAUGCAGGCCCAGAUGCCGAGAUGCAUCACCAGAAUGGCUGCAGAGUCGUAGGACUUUGGCUAGCCACACAUCCUUCUGUUCAGAAGACCUCUACCUCCGAAGCAAUGACACAAGACCCCAGCCUCGCACUACUGGAAGAGUCCUCCUGUGAUCUUUUAUUUAAGAUUAUUAAGUGUAUAUUGUCUGGCUGCUCACUGCAGCAUGUGAAUUUCUCAGCUUUUUGAUGUAAUCCCUCUGAUUUGUUUGCCUUUUUUUUUUUUUGCGGAGAAAGGAGGAAGAAAUCUUCUUUGCGACUUCAAACCGAAUUUAUAAAUUAGAGAUGGUCAAAUCUGGUGUCAGUCUCUCUGUGUGUUCAGUUACAUUUGUUUAAUUGUCAUGCUCUGACCUUUACAGUAAUAAACAACCUGCUAACCACCUCCUGUUUUGGGGUUAUGUUCC